ACAGGGCUGCACACUUGCCCAACCUAGACCUGAACGCAGAUCCUACCAGAGGCUGCUGCGGAGAAGUGGCUGGUCUUUGUCUGGCCGCCCCUGAGAGACUGCGAAGCACCAUGGUGGGAUCCCAUUUCCUGCCCCUGCUGUUUCUGCUGCUGGGCUCAGCCCUGGUAACUGCCGAAUGGGAUAGUGCAGACUCUCCUGGCAUCCACACUGACAGUCACACUCACCAAGGAGCCCGUCAGCCUCACCAAGGAGACCGUGAGGGUGAUGGGAACGGGGACAGGAUUAUUGAGGGCUACAAGUGCGAAAAAGGCUCACACCCUUGGCAAGUGGCCCUGCUCAAAGGCAGCCAGCUGCACUGCGGCGGCGUGCUGGUUGACAGGCGCUGGGUGCUCACGGCUGCCCACUGCAAGAUGGGCCAGUACACUGUGCAGGUGGGGAGCAAUGAGCUCGGAGACAGAAGAGCUCAGAGGAUUAAGGCCACAAAAUCAUUCCGCCACCCGAGGUACUCCACGCAGACCCACGAGAAUGACAUCAUGCUGGUGUGGCUCAAUAAGCCAGCCAGGAUGUCGUCCACUGUGAAGGCCGCCAACCUGCCCACCCGCUGCGAGCCUGCUGGGACCUCGUGUUCUGUCUCUGGCUGGGGCACUACAACCAGCCCUCAAGUGACCUUCCCAGCCCAGCUCAUGUGCACAAAUGUGAACCUCAUCCCCCACAAUGAGUGCAAGAAGGUGUACAAGGACCUGCUGGGACAAUCCAUGCUGUGCGCUGGCAUCAAGGACUCCAAGACCAACACCUGCAACGGUGACUCAGGGGGACCACUGAUGUGCAGAGGUACUGUGCAAGGCGUCGUGUCCUGGGGAACUUUCCCUUGUGGCAAACCCAACGACCCAGGUGUCUACACCCAACUCUGCAAGUACACCAACUGGGUGAAAAACACCAUGAGAAGGCAUUCCUAAUACGGCACCAGCAGUCAGAUCACCACUCCGGGCAGGAAAGUCACAGAAAUAAGGACAUCAUCGACCUCUAAAUGCCUACUUGACUUUAUCUUUCCUCAGAGAUGUAUUAAAACCUCAAAAACACAAGUCAAAAUAGCAAGGACUGGCCAGGGAUUUAGCUCAAUGGUUUCACCUCCUGCUGUGCAAGCACAAGGACCCGAGUUCGAUCCCUGGU
Molecule: messenger RNA, 1170 nt
Organism: Heterocephalus glaber (naked mole-rat)
Lineage: Eukaryota; Metazoa; Chordata; Mammalia; Rodentia; Bathyergidae
Source: RefSeq, a predicted model, not a curated record